UUUUUAUUAUUUGCGUAUGUAUCAAACGCACCGUGGGAAACGUGAUGUAACAGUUCCGCUGUCAUUGACGAAAUAACCGGAAAAAUUAAGAAUGUGCUUUAAAUUCCUAAUAAUGCCGACUUAGUCUUCAAUUACUUAUACGGUACUGUUAUUUAAGAAAAGCCAAAAUGAUGAGAUCACUAUUCAGAGUUCAUGGAGAGUUCUGUGCCGCUCAUCCACUUGAGGUGGUUGUUGCAACAGUAACAAUUAUCUCUAGUUUAAUUUCCAUGGGAACCACAAUACAUGUGGAUCAUGAUAAAGUUUGUGGAUGGAAUUAUGAAUGUGCUAAAGCUCAGAAAUUAAGUAGAUCUGAUAUGAUUGUUCUUUCAUUCGGAAGAUGUGUAGCCUUAGUUUAUAUAUACAUGCAGUUCAGAAAUCUACGCAGAUUGGGUGCCAAACAUCUUCUAGGAAUAUCUGGAGUGUUCACAAUAUUUUCAAGUUUUGUCUUCUGUAUAGCAUUUGUGAAAAUGUUCGGAAACACUAUUUCUGGAUUAUAUGAGGCAUUACCAUUUUUCUUGUUCCUAAUUGAUCUAUCGAAGGCAAGUGCGCUGGCUGUGUUUGCACUGAGCUCAACCAGUAGAGAAGACAUACAGACAAAUAUUGGUAAAGGAAUGGAGCUGCUGGGCCCAGCAAUCACUCUAGAUGCUAUUGUAGAAACACUGGCUAUAGGGCUGGGUACCAUCUCGGGUGUACAGCAGUUGGGAACAAUGUGUAGUUUUGGAUGUCUCUCUGUCAUAUCAAACUAUGUCGCCUUCAUGACCUUCUAUCCAGCUUGUUUGUCUCUUGUUCUUGAAUUAACUGUAAGUCGUAGUGUACCAAGUUCUGUUCAGGAGUAUAAGCACAUGGCGGAGGAAUUUAUGUUAGAAUAUGAGGAGAAAAAGCCCAACCCUGUCAUACAGAGGGUUAAAAUUAUCAUGAGUGCCGGUCUUGCAGUGGUUCAUAUUCACAGUCGUCUUGUUACUAAAAAUAGCAUGGCUGGUACUACAGAUCUAUCUGAGGGCGACAUGGAGUACCGGGAGCCAGAGAUGACUAUAUGGCAGUUCUAUUUAUAUAGGAUGUUUGCAGUACAUAUAGACUAUGGUUUAACAUUGUUGUUGGGGCUGGUGUUACUGAUAAAGUAUGUCUACGUGGACAGACAUACAGACUUAUUGGAUAUUAAACAUACCAUAGAGUUACAUAGAAGCAUGAGUUCUACAGUGGCGUGUACACAGACUGAAAAUAAUGAAACUACAGAUUCAGAGGAAAAUAUUCGGACAUCAUUUUCCCUCGGUGAUGACGAUGAUGAGAAUGAUGAUACAAUGGUUGAUAGUAAAGGUACGCAGACUGCUGCCCUCCAGUCACUCUCUCCGUUGAAGAGAUUAGUGAGUUAUGAAGAACCGAGGUCCCUGAAACAGUGCAUCGAAAUAUUGAAAUCUGACAAUGGUGUUCAGGAGUUGACAGACGAUGAGGUGAAAUUAUUGGUGGAGAAACGUCAUAUACCCUCGUACAAGCUUGAGGGUACCCUGGGAGAUUAUGAAAGGGGUGUGUCUGUUAGAAGGCAGAUAAUUGAGGAUAAAUUACAAACAGAAGAUUCCAUGACUUCUCUCCCAUUUUCCAACUAUGAUUAUACCUAUGUGGAUGGGGCAUGUUGCGAGAAUGUGAUUGGUUACAUGCCACUUCCUGUUGGUGUGGCUGGUCCCCUGCUUCUAGAUGGACAAACAUACAUGGUUCCUAUGGCAACAACAGAAGGCUGCCUAGUCGCUAGUACGAAUCGGGGAUGUAGAGCCCUUAGUCAAGGCGAUGGUGUACACAGUCGGGUUAUAGGUGAUGGUAUGUCAAGAGGUCCAGCAGUUCGAUUUCCCUCCGCUAUCAGAGCUAGUGAAGCAAAGUUAUGGUUGGAGAAUGGUGACAAUUUUGAUAAAGUGAAAGAUGUUUUUAACUCUACUAGCAGGUUUGCUCGGUUACAGAGGGUACAGGCUAUCCAAGCGGGAAGAUUGUUGUAUAUACGUUUUGUUGCCUCCACUGGUGAUGCUAUGGGCAUGAACAUGUUGUCCAAGGGUACAGAGAAGGUUCUACACACUUUACAAGAAGAAUUUGCUGACCUUGAAAUCAUCAGCUUGAGUGGAAAUAUAUGUACAGACAAAAAACCAUCCGCAAUAAAUUGGAUUGAAGGAAGGGGUAAAUCUGUUGUUUGUGAAGCUAUCAUACCAGCAGAUGUUGUAAAAAACACAUUAAAGACUACAGUACCAGCCCUCGUAGAUCUGAACAUCAGUAAGAACCUGAUAGGGUCGGCGAUGGCAGGCAGUAUAGGAGGGUAUAACGCUCAUGCUGCCAAUAUUGUAACUGCCAUGUUUAUAGCCACUGGACAGGACCCAGCUCAGACAGUUGCCAGUAGUAACUGUAUAACCCUGGUAGAGGCUACUGGUGAGAACAACGAGGACCUGUAUAUCACAUGUACAAUGCCCUCUGUAGAAGUAGGUACUGUAGGGGGAGGAACUAUAUUGCCACCGCAAGCAGCUUGUCUUAAGAUGUUAGGGGUACACGGUUCAAGUGUAGACAAUCCAGGAAGUAAUGCCCAGCAACUGGCGCGUAUAGUAUGUGGUACGGUAUUGGCGGGGGAACUUUCCUUGUUAUCAGCAUUAGCCGCGGGACAUUUAGUCCGUAGUCAUCUUAAACACAACAGAUCCAGUAUUUCCGUAAAUUCAAUCCAGUCACCAGAUGGCAAACGAGGACAGAGUUUUACAUUGCCAAAUUCUUCACAAGACAAUUCGUGUAGCAAUUCCUUUCAAAACUCUUCCGAUAUUGCCCGAUUACGAUGUUCACUGUCUCAUACAAACAGUUUAUCUAGUGUACGUCAAAAUCUUAGUGAAUUGCCGAAGAAUCAAAUAUAUAAUGACAAGUGUAUUGAAAAAUCUAGUGAAAAAUCCAGCAAACAAAACGAGAAACCAGACUCUAGUGGUGUCAGAUCGAGGCACGAUGAUGAAGGCAGAAGACAGCGAGGUCGUACAAACAAAGACGAUAUUCAGUCAUGCAUAAAACAUGUUUCCUAAUGGUGUUUUAAUUAGGUGUUUUAACAAAUUGUUUACAAGGAUAUUUAUUUAUUCGUAAAUAAGGUGCGUAUAUCAUGUGAGAUGUUUUGAUUACUAUGCUGCCUUAUUUCUGUAAAGCUUGAAAUGUAACAACAAGCUGUGUUCCGAUAAAUUCUAGGAAUGGCAACAGGGAUAUCAACAAAUAACUUUUGCGAUGAAGUACCUGGAUACUCUGAAGAUUUCUAACUGUUAACUCUUUGCUAUCCCUAGUUAUUUUACUAAACCAAAAUUGAUGGGGCUCCAUGGUCUUGUGGUUGAAGAUCACUUCCACUGAAGUUCCAAUCACUUGCCAUUCACUGCUGUGGGUUCGAAUCUUGCUAGCGACUUCAGUGUC
This is a messenger RNA of Ruditapes philippinarum (Manila clam), 3441 nucleotides long. RefSeq names its product 3-hydroxy-3-methylglutaryl-coenzyme A reductase-like. Gene Ontology annotation, biological process: sterol biosynthetic process; isoprenoid biosynthetic process; coenzyme A metabolic process. The transcript has 20 exons. Bases 168 to 3068 code for a protein of 966 amino acids. Lineage: Eukaryota; Metazoa; Mollusca; Bivalvia; Venerida; Veneridae. The record is from RefSeq and is a predicted model, not a curated record. Gene Ontology annotation, cellular component: endoplasmic reticulum membrane; peroxisomal membrane. Gene Ontology annotation, molecular function: NADP binding; hydroxymethylglutaryl-CoA reductase (NADPH) activity; protein binding.